Messenger RNA from Cordyceps militaris CM01, 993 nucleotides. Its product is annotated as activating transcription factor 7a. Gene Ontology annotation, molecular function: RNA polymerase II cis-regulatory region sequence-specific DNA binding; DNA-binding transcription factor activity, RNA polymerase II-specific. Gene Ontology annotation, biological process: regulation of transcription by RNA polymerase II. NCBI's taxonomy places the organism in Eukaryota, Fungi, Ascomycota, Sordariomycetes, Hypocreales, Cordycipitaceae. The coding region runs from base 1 to 993 and encodes 330 amino acids. The transcript has 3 exons. The record is from RefSeq and is a predicted model, not a curated record.
AUGCGGGGAGCCCAGGCUUCCUUCCCCUCACCAGGUUACAUGCAGGGCAGCCAAGGCAACGAUGGCCAGCAAAGAAAACAAGAGUUGCACCGCCACACAAGUGCCGCCUUCGAGUCACAGAGAAUCCAUGGGGCAUCUAACCCCGGCCUAUCCGCUAUGCUUGCCGGAACCAAUCUAUCCAUCGACCCUGUCGCUCUUUUGCAUCAGCACAAUCAGGAACAGCCGCUCUUUGAGAAAGACACAUCCUCCUCUCGUACCACAUCCACCUCGUCUGUGCCGCGAUUAUCCACGCCCGACACAGAAAACGACGACGACAAGUCUGAGAAGGAAGACGACGACACACCACAAAACCCCAAAACGAGAAGCAAGACCAAAAUGCCCGCCGCCUCGACACGGUCCAAAACCAAUGCGGCGCCCACCAAGUCCAAACGGGGCGGCGCCGCUACCGGCACCGCCGACAAACGGCGCAAGCGUAACCUUGAGAGGAAUCGCGCCGCCGCGUCCAAGUGCCGCCAGCGCAAGAAGCAGUGGCAGGACGGCCUCGAACGCAAAAAGAUGGAGCUCGAGAGUCGGUACAAGUCCCUCCACGCCGAGGUCAAGGACCUCAUGGAGGAGGUGGCCCAGCUCAAGAACUUUGUCAUGGCCCACGGCGCCUGCAACGACGCCAACAUUGACGACUGGAUUCGCAACGAGGCCGACAGUUUCGUCCGUCGCAUGAGCGCCGCCCAGAUGCAGCAGAACGCUGCCGCCCACAGUGCGACACUUUCCGCCGCAUCCAUGUCCCAGAUGCAGUCACCGCUGCAGGGUUCCCUAACGGCGACACCGCCGAUGAAUGAUUCUCUCAACAACAUGUUUGCUCCCGCGGGCUCCGAAUCGCCCUUUGACAAAAUCCACUCCAAUGAUCUGCGGCCCGGCGGCGCUGGAGACGCAGUUGACCAAAACAACAACAUCUUCAAUCAAGAUUUACUUAUGAUGUCUUCCAUUCAGACAUGA